CCCGGACACAUUGAAAAGCCGCCGGGACCCUGCCCGGGCCCUCCCUGAGCCGAGCCGGGGGUUCGCCCCGCUGAGCUCCGGAGGUUCCUCCUGUCCGGUGGCGCUGCCGGGGGCGAGCGGGGCGCCCGGGAGCGCGCCUCCUCGGCACCAACCCUCCAUUCCUUCCUUCGUCCUUCCCACCCGCCCGCUGCCGCUCCCGUCUCCUGCAGGGCAGGCCCGCAGGCGCGGCAGCCGCACAGCCCCCCGCCGCGGGCAGCGGGGGCCGCCGCACAGACCGGCCCGAGGCGGCGCCGUCCCCGGCGGGCCCGCAGGCUGAAGCCCGGUGUGGGACGGCCGGGGAGCCCCGCCUGCCGCCGGCGAGGCCGCGGCCCUGACAGCGCGGAGAGGCGGGAGGGGCGCGGCCGGUGCGGCGGAGGCGGAGGACAUGUUGUCUCCCCGGCGGAAAGGGCGCUGCGGUCGUUCCUCGCCGGCUCCCGAGAAAAGCCAGCGGUCGCCAGCGGCCCGGGAGCCCGGCGGUCCUGCUAUGGAGGAGGGCAGCGGCUUCCGCCUCUCGGCCGAGUGCCUGGACGAGCCGCCCAACAGCCGCGUCUUCGUGGUGCUGGGCAAGGACACCGGGGAGGCGCUGAUCCGGGAGCGCUUCUCCCCCUUCGGGGACAUCCAGAAUAUCUGGCUCCUGCGGGACAAGCGCACCAACGAGUCCCGCGGCAUCGCCUUCAUCAAGUUCGCCCGCAGCUCGCAGGCCUGCCGGGCCAUGGAGGAGAUGCACGGCCGUAGCCUGGUCCCCGACACUAAGCCCAUCAAGGUAUUUAUUGCACAGUCAAGAGCUUCUGGAAGCCACCGAGAUGUUGAAGACGAGGAGCUUACACGAAUCUUUGUUAUGAUACCAAAAUCCUAUACAGAGGAAGAUCUGCGAGAGAAGUUUAAGAUGUAUGGAGACAUUGAAUAUUGCAGCAUUAUUAAAAACAAGACUACUGGAGAAAGUAAAGGUUUGGGCUAUGUGAGGUAUUUAAAACCAUCUCAAGCUGCCCGAGCAAUUGAAGAAUGUGAUCGAAGCUACAGGGCCAUUUUGGCUGAACCUAAAAAUAAGUCAUCUGAGUCUUUUGAACAUGAUUUUUAUAGUAGCAACAUGAGGCAAGAACCAAGAGGAAAUACACUUCCAUUUUGUGGGCAGCCAGAGUUUUGUAGUUUUGAAAAAAAUGAGAGCAGAAUUCAAGAGUCAAUCUCCAAACGUCUCUCAGUGGUAUCACGGCUUCCCUUUGUCCAAGAGCAGCUGUUUGCCCUCUUUGAUCUAGUUCCAGGACUGGAAUAUUGUGAUGUUCAGCGAGAUCCUCAUACCAAUAGUGGGUACGCUGUGAUUCAGUACAGCACUGCUGCAUCAGCGAUAUAUGCCAAGUAUAAAUUACACGGUUUUGAGUAUCCUCCUGGAAAUCGAUUAACUGUCAUUUUCCUAGAAGAUGGGAGUGAUAGCUCAGACCUCAUCAGAAAAAUGGCAACACAGCUGGUAACAGCACAAGUGUCAUCAGUGUUGCGGAGUAACAAUACAAUUGUUCAGCAGUAUAGGACCCCUCCUGCAUUUGGAGGAACUUCUGGCUCCCAAUUACUUCAGCCCCAAACAGAUGCCAUACUUCCACCACACAAAAAAAAGGUUCCACCUGACACUUUGGUGAAGGAAAGGCUUUUCAUACUUUUUCAUCCCCAUCCUUUACCUGUAAAUGUAUUGGAGGAUGUGUUCUGUCGUUUUGGACACUUGAUAAAAGUUUACCUUGUGGCUGGAAAAAAUGUGGGCUAUGCAAAAUUUGCAGACAGAGCAAGUGCUAGUGAUGCCAUAACUGCGUUACAUGGCAAGAUUGUGAAUGGUGUCAGGCUUAAAGUAAGGUUGGCAGAUUCGCCUACAGAAGAGUCUAACAAACGUCAGAGAACUUACUGAGCAGAAACUAAAUAAUGACAUGACCCUCAGCUAACUGACUGACUGACUGAAAACGUGACUAGACAUGGUUACAUGGUUCCUGUGGACAGUGACAGCUUUUUUUUUUUUUUUUUUUAUUGUUACUUAGUUAGUCUUCUCUCUAUAUAUGGUACUUUCUGGUUUUGAAAAUGCAGACAUGCAGUUUUGAAAAGUAUCUAGGCAUUAAAAGUUGUAAACUGGUGGUUGUUCUUGUAGUAGUCUCUACUCUUGUAUUACAGAAGUCUCUCGUGCUUAAUUGAAUUCCUCCUCUAAGAUGGAAACUACAACGAUGGGGGAAAUGAAGGAGUCAGUAUUUUGUGGCUUGACUGGUUAAUUGAUAAUGGUUCAGAUUAUAACUGUUAAAAUAGAAGACAUUUCUCAUGAUCCAAAUUGCAUUGAAAACUGAAGUACAGCAGUAAAUUCGAAGAAAAUUAAAUAACUGUUUCAAAAACUGCUAGUAAACCUGACAGUAUUAAGCUAGGUUUAAGAGAAUAGCUGUAAUCAAGAAAAUGAUUCCAGUACAUGCUUAAAUAUUUUGUUGAUUUGGACCAAGAGUAUUCGUUAUGCUUUAUGUGCUGCUUCGUGAAAAGGACAUUUGACUGUGGGUCAGACUACCAGAGCUGCUUACAUUUAUCCUUUUGUAUCCUAAGGUUUUUGGUUAUAACUGUGGGGAAAGUAUGGAGUCUAGGGUGUGUUUUUGUUUUGAGGGAUUGGUGGGGAUUUUUUUGUUGUUCUUCUGUUUUUUGAGUGUUUUUAAGGAGCUUUCAAUGCAUAUGUUGUUUAAGUAAGAUUUGGACAAUUCAUCAUUUCAGCAGGAUGAAGAGGAUUUUAGCAUUGAUGAAGAGUAAAUGAAGAUUGUUCAAAUAAGUAUUUGCACGGAUGACUUUCAAAUGCCAAACACUCUCCUGUGUAUUCCUGAAUACUACUUGUUGAAUUGAAAAUAUUCUGGUUAUUAAAAUAAUUUAUUCAGAUAAAA
Molecule: messenger RNA, 2921 nt
Organism: Tyto alba (common barn owl)
Lineage: Eukaryota; Metazoa; Chordata; Aves; Strigiformes; Tytonidae
Gene: RBM45
Product: RNA binding motif protein 45
Exons: 10
Coding region: 425-1927 (500 amino acids)
Cellular component (GO): ribonucleoprotein complex
Molecular function (GO): RNA binding
Source: RefSeq, a predicted model, not a curated record